Aspergillus nomiae NRRL 13137 is the source of this 1845-nucleotide messenger RNA. RefSeq names its product Zn(II)2Cys6 transcription factor. The record is from RefSeq and is a predicted model, not a curated record. Lineage: Eukaryota; Fungi; Ascomycota; Eurotiomycetes; Eurotiales; Aspergillaceae. Bases 1 to 1845 code for a protein of 614 amino acids. Gene Ontology annotation, molecular function: zinc ion binding; DNA-binding transcription factor activity, RNA polymerase II-specific. The transcript has 8 exons. Gene Ontology annotation, biological process: regulation of DNA-templated transcription.
AUGUCUGCAUGCCGUGCCAUCAAGACCCGUUGCGAUGGGCAGAAUCCUUGUACCAAUUGCUACAACAAUCGCCGGGAGUGUCGCUAUCGGCCCAGUCGACGAGGCGGGGCGCGCAAAGGGAAUGCCUUCAAGGCAAGGAAGCGUGCCAUUGCUGCAACCGAUACGCCAUCCCCAUCCUUACCAUCGGGCCCAAUAGAGACGCAAGGUCUUCCCUAUCCAUUCACCAAUAUCCAGGAUGUCAGAGAUUUAUCCGCCAGUGAUCUCGCAUCAGACGAAAACAGUAAUCCAGCUUUCGAGCUGGGGUCACUCGCAAUACGAGCAUAUGGAUGUGAGGCGGAUCUGGUCAACGCCUACUAUGUUUUUAUCCACCCAUACUUUCCGGUGUUGCCCCCACCGGCGGUUGCUCAAUAUGAGGACCGCCCAUUUGCGAUCUCGCUGCGAACCGUUCAAGCAAAUCAGGCAUUCUUGCCUUACUGGCCGACGUCUCCCUUUGCGUUGGCUUUGUCCGCGCUCCUCGUACUAUUUCCUCUACCAGAAGAUCCACAUUCCAUGUCUGAAGCUGCAGUCAGGACCCGCCAGUCAUACGCCGAACUCUAUGCACAUGCCGCAAUGAGCAGCAUUGAAAAUUGGAUUGACGUCCCCGAACCGGCAACUACAGCUGGCGGUCCGACCCGGUGGAGCUCGCUGCACCCCGAUCUCCCGCGGAAGCUGGAGUCCAUCUUGGCUCUUGUAUUGCUGGGCAUGUAUGAGCUUUGCCAGCGGGGCAACUUCUCGAAGAUGCGCGCUCGAGCUAACCAGGCGCUGACAACCGCGGUGGAUCUGUCAUUACACACUACCGAUCCGGACGAACCGGGCUGUUCAGAUGCACAAAGUCGAGCCUGGUGGAUGACGAUGUUUCUCAAUUAUCAUUCUUCGAUCCUUAAUAAUUCGAGUCCGAUCAUCCUCAUCAAUGAUCCUCGGAUCAGCACACCAUACCCAGUAUUCCGUGGCUGUCUUGAGCCUUGGCCAUUGUUGGCAAAAGCACAAGAUACACUUCUUCGGACAUGCAACCUAGCAAAGGAGCUCGAGAAAGAGGACAGUAGAUCUAGUCAACCGCCCACCCUAAUUGAUCGUAUUCGCGAGCUUAACUCUCUGAUAUCAUCACUCGCCGCCGAUUCCGAUCGAUAUCGAUGUGUAACAAACCGGCAAGGAGCCGAAUGUUUCGCUCCUCGAAACCUAUGGGCAAUUACAAGUGCCUUAAUUCACAGCGCUCGAAUAAGAUUGCAUCGGUUCAGGGCUUUCCUGGAUCACCCUUUAUUUCUAGGUGAACACUGUGGUCUCACCUCAAUCAACCGUAUCGACUUUCUGAACAUCUCAUACCCCCUAUCCCCGAGUCGGAUAACCAAAAUCAACGCGACAUUUCCCUUCACGGAGCAGGAGUCCGCAGCUAUAUGCCUGAAAUCAUCACUCGCCGUGUCCAGAGUUUUCCGCAACCUAACACCACCAAAUCUAUACUAUACCGAUGCACCUGCCGAUAGCGAGGCAUUACCUGGGUCCUCCCUGUCUCGAUUCUGUCCUCGAUCGCUUCCAUAUAUGGCUUGCUGCCAGAUGCAAAGCUUCUAUGCCCUCACGAUGCUCCUACGAAGAGUACGCACCUCAUUGUCUUCGGGCGACUUGCAGGCGUGUUAUCAUCUAUUGAGCCAGCCUGAGCCAGGCUCAGAGGUGCAGGAUGCCGAGCGGCUGGUUGAGGAGCUACGACAUGGUCUUGAAUCAUUGAGCGCGUCCAUGAGAGCGGAUAUUGCUUUCGAGGGCGUCGUUGGUAUGGUACGGGAGGUUGAAGGGGUUUGCUUUGCUACAUUGUCCUGA